Botrytis fragariae is the source of this 2547-nucleotide messenger RNA. RefSeq lists its product as uncharacterized. The transcript has 4 exons. Bases 1 to 2547 code for a protein of 848 amino acids. The record is from RefSeq and is a predicted model, not a curated record. Lineage: Eukaryota; Fungi; Ascomycota; Leotiomycetes; Helotiales; Sclerotiniaceae.
AUGUCGAACUCCUACAUCCGGCCUCCUCAUUAUCAGAGACAUCAUCAGUCCAUGCUGUUAAAUCUUUGCAGCAUACACCCGUACUUUGAGACAGAUAAUUUCGACCGCGAGUACCAAAAAGAGCUUGCUUCGGUCAUUUCUCAAUAUCCGUUGACUGGUUUGGACUUUUGUUAUUAUUGGACUGAAAAGGUCCUGUGGAAUAGAUUUCAAUUAUCUAGUGCAUAUGGCGAGUUUCCUGGUAGAUAUGGUGGUCCUGAGUAUAUUAUUCAACAACAAGUUGGACAAUUGCCUCCCACUCCAGAAUCUGCUGAACCAGCACCUGCGAUAUCCGCAGAUUUCUUUGAUAGCAUCCUAGAGACUUUGGGGACCCCAAGCCGCUCUGCGAAACCUGCCCAGCCAAUCAGAAGUCAGACUCCAGAGAUAUCUAAAGCUACCCACGAAACACCUGUUUCUGGACCUGUUCAACAACGAGUGGAUCUCAUGGCAAUCCCAUCUCAAAAACUAGCUCAGAAUCAUUUUGAGGGAUACCUCAAGCCUCCAAAUACACCAGCUUCGGUACCAAUACAAGCACCUCGAGAUUACCCCAAAGACUUUGUCUAUCCCGAAAGCCCAUACACUCCAGUACAAAACUCUCAAGGCUUUGCUAAUGUCCCACUCAAUCCCAAAGGCCUAGGCACCUCGCAGACUCCCAAUGAAAUCCCAGUAUCAACCGCUGGAACCGAGUCUCUGACUUCAACCCCUUCAUCGAUCUUAACUGCUCGGCUUGCUUUACCUGGUCUCUCCAAUCCCAUUGAAACAUCCAACUCUACACCUGCCGCACCAUCCUUGUCGUUGGCACCUCUUCCUCCUCUCCUACUCCCCGAUUCAGUUGUCAAAGAUCCUGACACUGGUGAACUAAUCACGAUAAAGAUGUUUGAGCGUCGAUGUCUUGGUCGUGGUGCUGAAAUUGCCAUCAGACAGGCACAAGCUGCCGUCAAGGCGACACCAAAUCGUAUGACCAAGCCUAUAGCCCAAAUGAAUCGCCCUCCAAAUAUCAAUAAUGAAUCGAGUGGUGACUCGUCCCCGUCCUCAUUCCAGUCAAGAAUGAAUGGCAAAAGUUCCCUUCCCUUCAGACCACCACCAUUGGAAUUCGAGAUGCAAUCAAAGAGGAAGGCCGAAAAUCACACGGGACAGGGAGCCUCUUUCAUCUUUCAAGGCGACAACAAAGAUACUUUCAGUCAUGAGAGACUGUUUACAGAGUCACAAUCAUCGCAACUUUUCGCUCAACCUGAGAUGUAUACCAACACCAGCACACCGAUAACACCAUACCAAUUGGCAUGGCCAAGCCAAGAAAUUGACAUGAUUGGAAUCAAUGAUCCGCAAGUGCAAACAACUUAUUCCAAUUUGCAAACGAUCAUGGGAAACAACCCAAGGCUAGUCAUGAUUACUGGAAACGAUCUGCGGACGAUGAACAAUCAACAGCCAGGCUACUUGAUCAUUCCGAUAGGACAACAAGAUCCUUCUUUGAAGCAUGAUUCGACAAAAAGUGCAUCCAUGGACUUUGAUCGAUCAGAACAGACUGGUGCGCAUUUCGAUGUAGCCAGCUACAAGACAAAAAAGAAAGAACUAAAUGCAUUCAAUCGUCUUGGCCCUUGCGCGAACUGCAAAGAUCCAACUCAUCAACUAGGAGUAUGCAUGAUCUGCAAUGUUGAAGGCUAUAUGGAUGGAUGUCCCGUCUGCAACAGUCUUGAUCAUCAGUUCUAUGAGUGUGAAAAGCAAGGUCGUGCCAGAAACACAGUAUGGAAUUACGCCGUGAAAAUGCGCAAUAAUAAGCCUCCCUUGAGAUUAUUGCAAGACCAUAGACUCAUCGAGAAGUUUGGCAAAAUUACCAUCAAACAUAAAUCAUUCUCGCCUUGGACUGCAGAAUUUGCUAAGAACAAUCGAGACCUUUGGAAAAAUCCCCAGGUUUUUGACUCGAGAAGCAGGAAGAAAGAGUCUAAAUAUCGCGAUCCUGCAUGGAAACAUCCAAAUCAAGUACCACUACAAAUAUCUAGGAAAGAUAUGCAUCUUGUUAAAGAUCUUGAAGGGGAAUUAAGAAAACUCGAGCUCUAUCUGAAAAGCUUGACAGAAAAUGCAGAGAAGAUAUCAGUACGACAAUCAUUCUAUCCGGACAUGGCUCAAUCUUUUAGCACAGGUGAGGUGGAGAACCAUAAUCGCAAGGCAAGCAGGGAGGAAAUUCGACAAAUCUUUAAAGAAAUAUACCAACAGCCACAGAGCCAAAGAGCUGGAAAUUCCUAUCAGAUUGGAGCAGAUCAGGAAACUCGGUCUCAAAUCCAGGAUAACACAAAAGAGCAAGAAAGAUCUAGUCUUCCAGCUUAUUCAAACGAGUCGCCUAGCGGUGGUGUACUAUUGCAAGCUCCAAGAGUCCGAACCUACAAUGAAAUGAUUGCAGAGGAACAUGCCGAGAUUGCGAGGAGAACAAAUGCAUGGCGUCAGGAAAAGGAGAGAAUAGAGCAAACAUCAUCAGCAUUCAUUUCAACCAAAGCACAACGACCUCACGUACCAUGA